Molecule: messenger RNA, 581 nt
Organism: Bipolaris maydis ATCC 48331
Lineage: Eukaryota; Fungi; Ascomycota; Dothideomycetes; Pleosporales; Pleosporaceae
Biological process (GO): tricarboxylic acid cycle
Cellular component (GO): membrane
Molecular function (GO): electron transfer activity; oxidoreductase activity, acting on the CH-CH group of donors
Source: RefSeq, a predicted model, not a curated record
ACGACGACACUACUACCCCACUGAACGAUAGCAUCGAUUGAUACAUAUAUCAAACCAUUCCAAUGAACUUCCAGCGGGUAUUUCAGCUUGGUCUUCGUCGAGCUACGGCACCUGGCUUAAGGGUGCAGCCUACGGGCCAUCUAGUCCAGCGGAGGCUCAUAUCGCAAGGCCAAGCCGCCAAAAUAAUUGCUGAACAACGUUUACAACGCCCCGUUUCACCCCACUUAUCUAUCUACAGGCCACAAAUCAAUUCGGUUACCUCGACACUACAACGUAUCACAGGCCUUACCCUGUCCGGUUGCCUCUAUCUUUUCGGCAUCGCUUACCUUGUGGCGCCUUACACUGGAUGGCACGUGGACACCACAUCUAUUGUUGCAGCAGUCGCUGCGUGGCCCACUGCUAUCAAGAUGGGUGUCAAGGCUUUCCUUGCAUUUAAAUUCUUCUUUCACGGCUUCAACGGACUGAGGCAUUUGACAUGGGAUGUUGGUAUCGGAUUCAAGAAUCAGAAUGUUAUUAGAACAGGCUGGACAGUCAUUGGAAUGACUGUUGUCGUGUCGCUUUACUGCACUUUCAUGGCGUAG